AUGCAGCGCCCCAGCUCCGCACCUUACAGACCGCAUGACGCUGGGCGUGUUCCUUUGACCUCACCAGCGCCGCCAGCUGACCCGCCGCAGCACCUUCGCUCAGCGGCUCAACCCGCACCUGAUUUCCUCAUUGUCGGCCUAUUUGCUCUCCGUCUUGCCAAGCAGCUCAUUCAAGGACUCGACAGGUACCCAGGACGGGAAACUGAUCUCGCCUGGCUGGAGCAUUUUCUGAGCGCAUAUCAUGUAGAUUACGCACUAGCCAAGAUCUCGGGGCCGCGCAGAGACAAUUACGUUGUGACGUAUCGAAACAUCGUUUCUAGAAUGAAAAGGCAGCCACGGUAUCCUGUUCGCUUCAUGGAGAUGAACCCAGACUUAUCAGCCCAGUGGCAUCAGUCACGCAGAGAAGAAUAUGAAAGAGGCAUGAGCGAUGCGGAGAGGCUAGCUGUUAUCAACUUUUCCGAUGCCGCGGGAGAGUGGGGCUCCACUGUUUCGAUACCAGCGCGUGAGGCUGACAGGAUGAUCGAGUUGGCUGAUCAGCGGCGCGUUGCAGACCUCGACUCAAGACCGGAGUCGGGUGCAGGCCGAGAGCCCUCCUAUUAUGUAGCCUGA
Messenger RNA from Plenodomus lingam JN3, 609 nucleotides. RefSeq lists its product as uncharacterized. NCBI's taxonomy places the organism in Eukaryota, Fungi, Ascomycota, Dothideomycetes, Pleosporales, Leptosphaeriaceae. The record is from RefSeq and is a predicted model, not a curated record.